AUGAAAAAUUUAAUUCGCCAUAAGUUAUGCACUUUAUAUAGAAAAACCCCAAUCACAAUGUUGGGCCAUACUUUACCCUGCAAAGUUGGAACAUUUGUGCAAUCGCGAUGGGUUAGUCAACAAACGGCGCGAAGAAAAGAAAACAGGAAUACAAAUCGUAUUUCUUUGAACGUGAUAAGUUCUGUAGCCGCUGACAAUCUGAUCGCUCCUUUGUUGUGUGUUACCCUAGAUGAUAGAAAGUACCUAAUAGGAAACAUGGGGGAAUUGAUGCAAUUGAAGUUUCGAAACCACCCACUCAAUUAUGGAGGGAAAAUAUUGCGGUCGUUCAUGAUGCCUGGAAGUGGCCAAAAGUACAACCCAUGGAGCGCGACUGCUGGCCUUCUAGGUUAUGUACAGUCCAGCGAAAUAGACACCGUGUUGGAUGUGUAUGCUCCUUCUAGCAUAACCUCACUUAUUGCUAAUUCCAGGAACUUAACUUCAGGCAGUAGCCUAAAAUUGAACGUUAUACCCUUUCAAGACAAGUUCUCGGAGGAUCAUGAAAGCUUUGAGUUUCGCGAAAAGAAUUUUUGUACUAUAAAAGGAGAAAUGUUCCCUUUGUGGUCAUACUUGUCUUUCAUGACCGUGCCCAUCCAUGGCACUUUUGAUGCUGUGAAGGCAAAACUCUUAGGUGUCCCUUUCGGAAAGGCUAAUGGCUUACUAUGCGAAGGGAAAUCAGUCUUAGCUAAUGACAAAAAAACAUGGGUGCACCCGGAACAGGUACUGGGUCCUACAAAACCGGCUCAAGGGUUUGUUGUUCUCGGUUGUAGUAGUCCUGCGGCCAUAAAAGAUCUUUUGCAGUAUGUGAAUGCCUGGGAACACGAUAUCCCUUCUUGCAUUAUUCAUGUUCUUGAUGAAGGAGUUUGGGGCAAUGAUUACUUAAAGUUUUUGGAGCACCCAAUAAUGCGACAUUCUAAGCAUAUAAUAUCGUGUGUAGAGCUUGGAAAAGACACCCCAACAUUCAAAAGAAGUAAAUCUGUUAAUGUGCUGCCUAGUUGCCAUGGGUUCUUGUCAGCUAGCCUUUCGAUUCCUCGUAGUCUUCCUGAAAAUGUUUUUAUACUGGAAGAGGGUUUGAGUUUAGAAUUAUCGGAACAAAAAUGCUUGGUAAAUAGUGAGCCUACGGAGAAUGCCAUAGUAGAAACUCACUCUUCUAAUGCAUUACCGUCUCCUUCCGAAGGUUAUGUAGUGGAUAUUUUGGGGACGAGUGCAACGGCUCCAACACUGUAUCGGAGCUUAAGCUGCUAUUUGAUAAAUGUGGACAACAGUUUCGUUUUACUAGACUGCGGUGAGGGAUCAUAUUCUCAGCUGAUACGGCAAUACGGAACUAACAUUGACUCUGUAUUGAAGCAACUCCGUUUAAUUUUUGUUUCCCAUAUGCAUGCUGACCACUGGCUAGGGCUUGUGAAUAUUCUCUUAGCCUGGAAUAAUAGUACUUGUGGUUCAGACUCUAAAAUUACCAUCGUUUGCCCCCGGUCGCUCCGCUUUUGGGUGUCGAGGGUUUGUGAUUCUACCAAACUUUCUCAAAUUGUGGAACGCAUUCGCUUUGUUGAUGCUUCCACUGUGCACAUGGGAAACAAAUACUUCUUGUCACAGGAUUUAUCUUUAUACACAGUCCCCUCUAUUCAUAUAUAUGAUUCCCACUCUGUUGUUUUAUCUCAUAGAAGCAGUGGGAAACUGGUUUAUAGUUCUGAUACCCGCCCAAAUAUGAAGCUAGCGAAGGCAGGGAAAAAUGCAGCCGUUUUAUUGCAUGAAGCCACGUUUGAAGAUGAUUUACAUGAGGAAGCUGUCAAUAGAUACCAUUCGACCAUCUCGGAGGCAUUGAUGGUUGCGAAGAGAAUGCAAGCAAAACAACUAAUACUAACACAUUUUAGUACUCGUUCUAUGGAUAUUUCUUCUAGUGGUCCUAAUUGGUCUAUUUAUCCCAAACACAAAACCAUUCAUGCUCGAGACGGGAUGCGUUGGAAGCAAUCUACAUCUUGA
Messenger RNA from Schizosaccharomyces osmophilus, 2016 nucleotides. RefSeq names its product mitochondrial 3'-tRNA processing endonuclease tRNAse Z, Trz2 (gene trz2). The record is from RefSeq and is a predicted model, not a curated record. The coding region runs from base 1 to 2016 and encodes 671 amino acids. NCBI's taxonomy places the organism in Eukaryota, Fungi, Ascomycota, Schizosaccharomycetes, Schizosaccharomycetales, Schizosaccharomycetaceae. The transcript has a single exon. Gene Ontology annotation, cellular component: mitochondrion. Gene Ontology annotation, molecular function: 3'-tRNA processing endoribonuclease activity. Gene Ontology annotation, biological process: mitochondrial tRNA 3'-end processing.